Candida dubliniensis CD36 is the source of this 3705-nucleotide messenger RNA. RefSeq names its product tRNA methylation protein. The record is from RefSeq and is a predicted model, not a curated record. The coding region runs from base 1 to 3705 and encodes 1234 amino acids. Gene Ontology annotation, cellular component: cytosol. Gene Ontology annotation, biological process: tRNA methylation. Lineage: Eukaryota; Fungi; Ascomycota; Pichiomycetes; Serinales; Debaryomycetaceae. The transcript has a single exon.
AUGCUGCUAGCACCUGGUGAACUCAAAACAGUGAAAAAGUCAUUGAUUGAAACAAAACCUCCUGUUGAGAAUGAUGUUAAAGAAAGUUUAGAAUACUUACUAUCCCAUUUAAAUCUGAAAGAAGAGAAUGACAAAGAGAGAGUUCUUUUCAAUGAUACAUUAUCCAUUUGCUUAUUGAGAUAUAACCAUUUCAGUAACACAUUUGAACAUUCGAACAAGGUUUUUGAUUAUAUCUUGACCCAUGUAAAUAGAAAUUAUGCGCCUUUGCAGAACUCCUUGAACUCAAUUUUUGAAAAGUUGGUAAUGUUUCAAAAUGCCGACCUUCCAUUGUGGAUAGAUAUGUUAAUGCAGCAGUCAUUAACUAAAAAUCUUUUUGUAUUAUUAGAAAGACUACUACGAAGAGUACCUGACAGACUGUUUUUUAUUUCAAAAUAUCCUGACUACCUGCUACAGGCCAUGAGUAUGUUCACCGACAAUGUAGCCAAUGCCAUCAGCAAAACCCUUAUUGCCAUUUACGAAGAUUCAUAUCUCAUGUAUGAGAAGAAUACAGAGACCUGGUACAAGUCUUGGAUUAGAAUAAUUAACUUACAGAAUGAUGGUGUCAGAGCUAAUGCUAUUACUCAUUUGUUACCAGGAUUGCUACGUGUGGACCCACAAACUUUUGAACUUUUGCUAGCAGAUUGCAAAAGCAACUUGAAGGCGCUUGUCAGUAUUUUAAGUAUGGGCCUAAAAAUGAAGCUCAUAAAAUCUUUGGAGGUUAUUGAUCAAAAGUCAUUAUUGGAAUGUUUAGUGCACGCAGACAGUGCCAUUCGUAUGGACGCUCUACAAGUUCUCAUAGGUGACAGGAAGGAAACUCUUACAAGUUACAUUUUUGAAACCAUCGAAUCAAACUACUUAAUGGAAAUCAAUUUGAAUGAAGCAAAUCACCAAGACAAGUUUAUUAGUACCAUGUACCAAUUUAUAUCUGGAAAACUCAGUGACUGCUUGAAUGGGAAAUUCGGCAAAGAAGUGGAAAGCGAAACCAAACUGUUUUUCACUCGAUUCAAGAUUUUGUUAAUCAGCCAUUUGGAAACACAAAACAACUUUCAACAAAAAAUGGGAGCUAUCUCCAUUCUCAAUCAAAUUCAUUUAAAACUCGAGAACAUUUUCGACACGAAUGUGGUCAAGUUGUUAAUUGAUAACCUUUUUUCAAACUAUAAACUAGUGCGAGAGUCCAGUUUAGACUUGCUAUUACAAUGCAACAACCUCUCAGAGUAUUUUUAUGAAGACAAAGCUUUAGCGAAGAAAGCAUUUGCUAUUUUGCCAAGAUUGGCCGGAAGAGAAAGUGAAGGGGCAGCCUUGGCUAUAACAUUUCUAGCAUACUACUACCGAGACACUAAGAAUUUGGAUACUUUAAUGGAAACUCUAUACGAUGGUCUUGAUAAAGAAUCCGGAGAGCAUGGCUAUCUUCUGGCUCUAGCUACAAUUACUAACAAAUUGGGGAUAUGUGGGGAUUAUUAUGUUCAGCUUGAAGCAGCCAAGCGAGCUACCAAAAAAAUGACUGAUAUUCUAUCAACAGAACGAAUUGCUUAUCCCAGUGAACACGACUUUGUGAAGUCGAAAGAAACAGUCAACUAUUCGUGGAAAGUAUUACAAAAUGCCAAUGAAUUAUUUCUUCUGUUACUAAAACAAAGACGGGGAAUUGACGAUGUCGUUGAGUGUUUCUUACUAGUGGUCGAGCAGUUGCACAGUAUCAAGUUUCGAGCAGCUAUUUCUUCGCUGUAUCCGACUAUGAUUGCAGUGGCACGAUUACUCGGUUUUGUCGAUAAUGAAAAAGUGACAGAAUACAUGAAAAGAGAAAUCCAUUAUAUCAGAAGUGAAAGUAAGCAGUUAGUUACUAGGAGAUCUGGUGGAUUAUUAUACGUUAUUCCAGCUAUGUUGAUAGCUUCAGAAAAAAAUAAAGACAUUAUUGAUUAUGUAUUUGGUAAUUUGUUUGAGAUUGCAAGUUUGCCCUAUGAAUCGGAGUCUAAAGAGGAUUUGCCACAAGUUCACGCGUUCAACACUUUGGGCCAACUAUUUAAAGAAAGUCAGUUAACAAGCGAAAGCUCUCCAUUUACCGAAAGGGCACUAUUACUAUCCUUAAAGCAUUUCAAUGCAGCCAAUUGGUCUGUCAGAAACUGUGCAUUGAUGUUGUUUGGUCACUUGGAAAAGAAAAUAUUCUCCGGAGCAAACGUUAACUCAAAGAGAUUUUUUGCUAGGUUUAAAAACAUUGAGGAUGUUUUUAUUGAUUAUUUACUGUGUGGACAAGAUCAGGUUGUGUUUCCCAUAUUGAUCAUGUUAGAGAAAUUGGAAUUUACCAAUAGUUCUCUAAAGUUAAAAAGAGCAGUGGCAAAUUUGUUGUCAAGAAACUCCUGGAAAGUACGUGAAUUGGCUGCCAAGAUUAGUGCAGCCAUGCUAGAAGCUGACGAAUUUAAUGAGUUUAUUACUGCAUCUUUAAAUUCCAACAUAUGCAUGAAUGCUUUGCAUGGGGUGGUACUUCUUUUGAAAUAUCGACCAGACAUCAAAAUCGACAUUGAGAACCACAUGGAUUUGGCAUUUGGGAACUUUUUCAUUGCCAAGGAAUACAUUGAGGUACUAGACAAAGUGGGGUACAAAGAUACAUCUAAGCUCGGACCAUAUUUUUGCCAGAUUGUCAGAAACAAGGGUUCUUUAAAUGGCGGGAAACAACUAUUCCUUGAAACGUUAGUAGCGUUCUUAAUGAAAAAUGAUGAAGAAAAUAGAGACAACUAUAUUAAGCUAUCGUUUAGUUCGGAUUACAACAACGUUCACAACAGAGUAUUAGAAUACAUUGAGGACAAUAAAAUAAAAUGUCCCUCGUUAGUGAGGGAGUUUAUUAUGUCUAACGAUUUUCAUUAUACUAAGGUGAAAGCAUUGAAAUUAUACGCAUCAAUGGAUGAUGUUUUACCGUUCCCACUUGAUUUCAAAGGUGAUGGACAGUUAAGCCAAGCAUCUUUUGAGUGUUUGUCCAGAUUUGUAGACGACAAUGAUAGGAGCUUUUAUGACAAAUGUGUUACGGCAACGGAUGCAAGCAAUGAGAUUGAUAUUCGCCUCAUGGGAUAUAAUGCAAUAUUCACAUAUUUGAAUACGUGUCUGGACAGAACAAGUUUUCUUUAUUCUAGCUGUUUGGUUUUAUGCUUUGAAAGAGGGCUUUUCGACGACGACGAGGAUAUUAGAUACAAAGCCAACAGUUAUAUAUCAGAAGUCACUAACUGUGGUCAUGUUGCUACAACAUAUUUGACAUACCGAUUCCCUGUUUUGGCAAAGUCCAUUUUGAAUGAGAAAUAUUACAAUGAACUUGUAGCUGAGAUGACAGAAAGAAAUACACUUGACGCAACAAACUUGGAUAAGGAAUUUCAAGAUUCGCUAAAAGAAAACCUUUAUUCAUUUGAAAGAAACAAUUUUUAUAAAAAUGAGAUUGAUUAUACAAGACGUCUUGCAAUGUUCUCGAUUGAUACAAAAGAACUAUGUAAUGUGAAAAGAAAGGUAUUACAAGACAUACAGUAUUUGAAAUCAUUUAGGGAGAAAGAAAAUGGCAAAGUUGAGAAUAUUCCUCGUGAUUACAUUCUUUAUGACUGCUUUGUAAAGACUCAAAUCAAUGCACAAAUAGUUGGAAUUACUGAUUUAGAUGAAGAGUUGUUCUCAAUAAGAUUUUGCAAAAUGGGAUGA